Molecule: messenger RNA, 578 nt
Organism: Aplysia californica (California sea hare)
Lineage: Eukaryota; Metazoa; Mollusca; Gastropoda; Aplysiida; Aplysiidae
Product: nuclear receptor coactivator 7
Biological process (GO): response to oxidative stress
Cellular component (GO): nucleus
Source: RefSeq, a predicted model, not a curated record
GUGCUGAGCGCGGAGGAGGCAGGCCUGGUAGAGAGGGGCCAGCACCCGGCCAGUGUGAGCCACCAGGACACCAUAGACGAGAGCAACAUGCCGGAGCUCAUACAGGGGACCUCGUGUAUCAUUACACAGGACCACGUCAACCAGGUGUUUGGAGCCUACCUCAGCGACAAGAUCAAGACGUCCGAAACGUUUUACGGACAAGGCUCAACCUUCCUGUUCACGUUUUACCCAGAGUUCAAGAAGUACAUGUGGCAGGGAGACAACCAGUUUUUCAUCAACGGCACCUCCGACUUCUUCGCUAUUGGAUCAGGACAGGGUCUGUUCGGUCUGUGGGUGGACGACAACCUGAACCACGGCCGCUCCCACUGCUGUCUCACCUUCCACAACGACGUGCUCACCACGCAGGAAGACUUCCGCAUCAUCGACGUCGAGGCCUGGCAGUUUGUCGAUUGCAGUUUUAGCUGAGGAGGUCCGAACCCUUGCCCCAGCCUUGACUUCCUGCCCCGCCCCCUCGCCGUUCAGUGCCACAUAUGGACGCAGCAGCAGCAGCAGCGGACUGUCAUACAGCCCCGUGUCCC